AUGGAAGAAAAGCAAACGAACAUAAUGAAAGACGCCGAAUACAUGGAAUCUCGAGAAGAAGACGAAGAAGAAGAGCAAGAGGAGGCACUCUCGCUCUGCGACCUUCCACUUAACCCCAAUUCCAGAACUCCAAGCUUCGACGAAACGUCGCUUAAGAAAAUACUCCGACCCUCCUCGUUACACGAUAACGCCGCCGAGAUUUUCAACGGCUUCAGCAGCAGCAGCAGCUCCGACAUGUGCCCCGCCGAUGACAUCAUUUUCUGCGGCAAACUCCUUCCGCUCAAAAGCCUCAUCGUCGAAGAGGAUAAAUCUCCCGCGCGCCGUCGGCGAUCGGAGUCUCUCUCCUCCGUGACGCGAUCGAACAGUGUCACGUGCAUCGGCUCUCGCCGCCUCAUGAUGAGGAACAGCAAGAGUUUGGAUUACAAUAGGCUACGAGAGUCCUCCAAUCCGGAGGUUGACCGGAAUUCCUCCGCCAGGAGCGGCGCGCUGCAGGAGGCUGCGUCGAAGAAGGCGACGAAGCCGCGCUGGUACUCUCUGAUGUUCGGGACGAUGAAGGUGCCGACUGAGAUGGAGCUGAGCGACAUGAAGAAUCGGCAGGUUCGGCGGAACGCAUCGAGCACGAUGUUUGUUGCGGCGGAGAAGGUGGGCGGGAAUCGUAGCCCGGGGAAGGUGUCGUGGAGAAUACUGAAGGCACUGAGUUGCAAAGAUCACAGCAGCGUGGCGGUAACGACGUCGUUUCCAUUGCCUCAAGCGUCGUAG
Vigna angularis (adzuki bean) is the source of this 759-nucleotide messenger RNA. RefSeq lists its product as uncharacterized. Lineage: Eukaryota; Viridiplantae; Streptophyta; Magnoliopsida; Fabales; Fabaceae. The record is from RefSeq and is a predicted model, not a curated record. The coding region runs from base 1 to 759 and encodes 252 amino acids. The transcript has a single exon.